AUGACAUCCUGUGUCCAUUCGGGUGCUUCAGAGCUUAGCCCACCGGGGCCCUCUCAAGCUGUUUACCGAGAAGAUUGCACUCAGUGCUUCGAUUCUUUUGAUAAUGUCUUGGGUCUGAACGUGUGCCUCCACUGCUUCAAUGGUGGCUGUACUGGGGAUAGGGACCAUGGCUUGCUUCACUACAAGCGGUUUGGGCAUCCGCUGGCCCUGAAUAUUCGAAGGAUCCCGAAACAAGUUCAGCGCGAUGAGCCUCCGCCGAAAAUUUCAAAGCUUGCUAUUACUGCCGAAACAGAGGAGGAUCGAUACGACAUCGUGACAUCGGUGACAUGCUAUUCGUGUGCUCAGCAAGAUGUGGAUAAAACGAGCGGCAAUCUACCCUCAGUGAUUGAAGGCAUCAUGAACGCAAUGACUUUCUCCAAAAGGGAAGAGGUCAAAGCGUGGGAGCAAGAGUUUGUCCCAUGUGAGCAUACUUUGUGUCUGGUCCAGCAAGGGAUCGAGGAUGCAGAUAGCAAGGACUCUAGCCAAUGCUCGGCUUGUGAACUGAAGGAGAAUCUGUGGAUCUGUCUCGAAUGUGGUAAUAUUGGUUGUGGAAGAAGCCAAUUUGGUGGUAGCCCCGGAAAUUCACAUGCUCUUGCUCAUGCAGACUCGGCAUCACACGGCGUUGCUGUCAAACUGGGUUCCAUUACAGCAGAGGGUUCGGCAGACGUAUAUUGCUACAAGUGCAAUGAGGAACGAACAGACCCGGAGCUCGCCAAUCAUCUUGCACACUGGGGAAUCUAUUUGGCCGGGCGUGAGAAGACGGAGAAAAGCCUGAUGGAGAUGCAAGUAGAACACAACCUGCAGUGGGAGUUCUCCAUGACCACUGAGGAUGGCCGCGAACUAUCCCCAGUUUUUGGUCCGGGAUUUACCGGGCUGGCCAAUCUUGGAAACAGCUGUUAUCUGUCCAGUAUCAUGCAAUGCCUCUUCUCGACACCCGGCUUUGCAGAGCGUUACUAUCAUCCUACUGAGGAUCCACCGCUGUGUCCGACCCCGGCACAGGAUCUGGAAACUCAAUUGAGGAAGCUUGCAGAUGGCAUCCUCUCCGGUCGGUACUCUCGCCCGGACUCGCGUGUUGUCGCUGCCCCAGAUACCCCAGAGGUUCCUCAUCAAAAAGGGCUGGCACCAACAAUGUUCAAAUACCUGGUCGGACAGGGUCAUGAGGAAUUUGCGACGAUGAGACAGCAGGAUGCAUUCGAGUUUCUUCUGCAUGUUUUCAAGUCCGUUAGCCUCUCGAAACAUCCGGAUGACAUGUUCAACCCUGUCCAGCAUUUCCGAUUCGAGGUUGAACAGCGUCUCCAAUGCUUAGGCUGCAGGAAGGUCCGCUACAAGAUAGACGAGCAAGAUAACAUAUCCAUUGCGGUCCCUGCACGCCGCAUGUCUAGCGAAUCUGAUCGCUUUGAACCAGUGACUUUGUCGGAGUGUCUCGACAUAUUCACGGCGGAGGAGGUCGUUGAGCUCAGUUGCCCUGCCUGUGAUAGCCGUGAUGGUUUUUCCAAGCGCUCUGCCUUCAAAACAUUACCGCGUGAACUGGCUAUAAAUGCCCGUCGCUUUGAGCUGGUCAACUGGGUUCCUACAAAGCUUGAUAUUCCAGUGGUCGUCGACGACAAGCCACUUGACUUUGGGCCCUAUCUGGCUAUGGAGCAUGAUCCAAAUGAGGAAUUUUUGCCAGAGGUCAGUGAGAGUGUCACCUUCGUACCUAACCCCGGGGUUCUUGAUCAGUUGUUGAAUAUGGGCUUCCCUGCCGCGAGGUGCGAGAAGGCUCUCCAUGCGACUGGGAAUUCUGACCCCGAGGCCGCUAUGAACUGGUUAUUUGCUCAUAUGGAAGAUCCGGACAUCGAUGAGCCACUGGUCUUGGAUCAAUCUACAUGUGGGUCUAAAGGUGCUGAGCAAGAUGAGGGAAAGAUAAUGCAGCUGGGCGAGAUGGGGAUCGAGGCCGCUCGAGCCCGACAAGCUUUGGCUGCUACUGACGGCGAUGUAAAUCGUGCUCUAGACUGGGUCUUCAGCCACCCCGAAGGUGAAGUGGAGGAUACUCAGGCGGACAGUGACGUUCAUCGUGAAUUAUCUGGCUACGACAACAAACCGGCCUUUUAUCAAGUGCGGUCUAUCGUCUGUCACAAGGGUACAUCUGUCCAUGCAGGGCAUUACGUGGCUUUCAUUCGGAAGGCAUUGCCCGGCCAAGAUGGGUUAUCGUGGGUCAUGUUCAACGACGAGAAGGUUGUGAAGUAUGAGGAUAUCGAGGAUAUGAAGAAGUCUGCAUACGUGUACUUCUUCACUCGCGUUUAG
Molecule: messenger RNA, 2322 nt
Organism: Penicillium cinerascens
Lineage: Eukaryota; Fungi; Ascomycota; Eurotiomycetes; Eurotiales; Aspergillaceae
Product: ubiquitin-specific protease UBP14
Exons: 6
Coding region: 1-2322 (773 amino acids)
Biological process (GO): protein deubiquitination
Molecular function (GO): cysteine-type deubiquitinase activity; zinc ion binding; protein binding
Source: RefSeq, a predicted model, not a curated record